Molecule: messenger RNA, 993 nt
Organism: Cladophialophora psammophila CBS 110553
Lineage: Eukaryota; Fungi; Ascomycota; Eurotiomycetes; Chaetothyriales; Herpotrichiellaceae
Exons: 1
Coding region: 1-993 (330 amino acids)
Biological process (GO): proteolysis
Molecular function (GO): serine-type peptidase activity
Source: RefSeq, a predicted model, not a curated record
AUGGAUUCACCCAAGUACUCCCGCUUCACCGUCCUGGAGACCACCUACAAGGUCAUCGACAACAGGCACAACAUCAGCGUCUACACCUUGAUUCCCAAGACCUUGCCGCCGCCAUCGUCGUCACCGCGGCCCGUGAUGGUCAAAUUCCACGGCGGCUUCCUCAUCACAGGCACGGCGCUGUACCCGGACUGGUUCCCGCACUGGCUGAUCGAGUACGCGCUGCGCCACUCAGUGGUGACGGUGCUGCCGAACUAUCGGCUGGCGCCCGAGGCCAGAGGGGUGGAGAUCAUGGAAGACAUGCACGAUUUCUGGCGCUGGCUGAAGUCCGAUUUCCAAGCGUACCUUGACACCGCCGCGCCGGGGACCAAUGUCGAUCUGCAGCGGGUGCUCUGCACGGGCGAGAGCGCCGGUGGGUAUCUGUCUACCCAGAGCGCGCUGGGGAGUGCGACUGACGGCGGGAUAUUGCUCCGCGCCGCCAUCGCGACGUAUCCCGCCCUGGACUUGAAGUCGAGGUUCUACACUGAGGAAUAUUCCAAGGUCGUCCUGGGGGCGCCGACGGUCCCGAAAACCGUCAUGGCCGACCACCUGCGCGCACUCGACGAAGACGCAAAGAACGGGAACAGGAGGAUCGUCACUUCCGCGACGCCCCCGGAGAGACUGCCCCUGUCGCUCUCGAUGGUGCAGCAAGGCCUGAUGACCAAAUUGCUGGGCGACGAGAGGGUCUUGUUCCCGUUUGAGAGAGUCGAGGAUGUCGACCCUGAUGUUGUGUCGCCCAUCUUGAUCAUCCACGGGCAAGACGACAGCGCCGUCCCUGUAGAAGGGAGCGAGAAGUGGGUGGAGAAGGCCAAGGAGAAGCUCGGAGACGACAAGGUUGUGCUGGUUGUCCAGCCUGGUGAACACGGGUUCGACACGAACGAGAAUAUAACGCUUGAGACGCCGUGGUUGAAGGCUUCGCUGGUGCCGAUUACCGCGGCGUGGUUGGGAUCAAAGUAG